GCAGGAAGUUUGUCCCAGACGGGUUGCCGUGGUCUAAUAUGGCGCUGCCCACGAACCGGGGAGGAUAAAGGAGAACCGCCACGCAUGGCUGAUUUCAAACGCUGGAAGGAGCAGCGGCUGGCCCGGGCGGACGUGAGCCGGAAAGGCAGCGUAGACGAGCCCAUCGAGGGCAUCGUGCGGCUUCUCAAUAGCCACGACCGCUUCUGCACCACCAGCUCCUGCUCGGGGCGCCUGGUCGUGCUGGAGCAGCCGCCUCUCCCUCCCUCCGCCGAGGCUACAACAGGCUUUGAGAUACAGAAGCAAAAUUGUAGCUGGCUCAUGGUGACCCAUGAGAUUUGUACAAUAGAAAAAGUGCUUACAGCCUUGCAGAGAGCUUCAGAUGAUGCCCUAUUCAAAUUUGAACCAUUUGUACUUCAUGUGCAGUGUCAAGAGCUGCAAGAUGCACAACUUCUGCACAAAGUUGCUAUAGAAGCUGGUUUCAGGAACUCUGGUAUAACUGUUGGCCGAAAAGGAAAAAUUAUGAUGGCUGUGCGAAGCACUCAUUGCUUAGAAGUUCCUCUCAGCCGGAAAGGCAAACUGAUGGUCAGUGAAGAAUAUGUAGAUUUUGUGGUUCAAGUUGCCAAUCAAAAGAUGGAAGAAAACCAGAGGAGAAUUGACAGAUUUUACAGCUCUCUGCAGUUUGCUUUGGAAAACCAAUAUCACUCCAGUAGCUUAUCCUUUGAAGAGAAAGAGAAAAGUAAUGCCAUGCACUACUAUAGAAGAAUAAAGAAAUCUGCCGAAACCCAGAAAGAUGAAUGCCAUUCUCCAGGGAAAAAUUCAGGAUUAGAAAGUGACCAUGAGACAUGAAGCAAUCUUAAUGUGUUUUUAUCAAAAUGUGCUGCAAAUAAGAUACUGUAGUGUGAAUUAGUCAUGUUAUUUUUGUAUUGCUCUUUAUAAGAGCUUGGUGAAUUAUUGUGCUUUAGAAAGUAGCAUAUUCUUAGCCUAGUUUCUAUUGAAUAUUAAAUCAUGAGCAGAGCAAUUAAAUGCCAGAAAAUGUAGAUGAAAAAAUCCCUCAAAAACCCUUUAAUACAGGAGAGAACUUAUUCUUCAGUAUGUACUUUAUUACAGAAUAUGCAAUAUCCCAGACUUACCUAAGAUUUCACCACAAUAAAACUCUGUUUUUGCUCUGUA
Messenger RNA from Pogona vitticeps (central bearded dragon), 1170 nucleotides. RefSeq names its product tRNA-yW synthesizing protein 3 homolog (gene TYW3). Lineage: Eukaryota; Metazoa; Chordata; Lepidosauria; Squamata; Agamidae. The record is from RefSeq and is a predicted model, not a curated record.